Molecule: messenger RNA, 5237 nt
Organism: Stegodyphus dumicola
Lineage: Eukaryota; Metazoa; Arthropoda; Arachnida; Araneae; Eresidae
Cellular component (GO): plasma membrane
Molecular function (GO): protein binding
Source: RefSeq, a predicted model, not a curated record
UUAUCUUUUUAUCUUCUUACAGAUUGCAGCUGUUUCCAGCGUCUGUCAGCUUCUUUAUCAUCUUAAAGUUUCAUUAAUUAAUGCGGUAAAAAUGAACAUUCCAUCAAUCUUCAUCUUUCACUUUGGCGAUUCGAAAAGAACAGGAGAAAUUUUCACUUCCACAUUUGCGUGCUUAAAGGAAACCUACAUAGCUUGAGAACACAAAAUAUGGCCCAAAAUCACUCAAAUGAUGACCUACAUGUUUACGCUAUAAUGCUUGGAGUCUUCAUCAUAAUCACAGCUCUCAGUGUGUGCGAAGCUGGUCGAUUUGGUUGUCCAACACGGCUUCAGAUAAAGCCUUGCCUUUGCCAAGAAAAAUCACGCGGCUUGGACAUCUCUUGUGAAAAUGCGAAAAUUGAACAGCUACGAGAAGCUUUUGCAACUGUUGCUCAGACGAAGCAAGCUGUCUGGUACUUGAAACUACGGAACAAUCGCCUUGGCAACUUACCGUCCCACCUUCUGACAGGCCUAGAUGUUAGGCAUUUUAUAGCUCUACAUUGCAAUCUCUCUUCUGUAGAUGAAUUUGCUUUCAGUGACAUUGCAGAAAAGUUGGAAACCUUGGACUUCACUCAAAAUGGAUUCGAAAAAGUUCCUAGCCAAGCCAUGGAGAAUCUUUCAGCGCUAGUAUCCCUUAAUCUGAAUCAUAAUAAACUUGAAAUUCUACAUGCAGAAGCGUUUAAGGGCCUUCAUUCACUUCUGCGUUUAUCUUUAUACGGCAAUCGUAUCAAAUUCAUUGACAAUUUAGCCUUUGUCGGCAUCGGUAGAAAUCUCACUCGCAUCAACCUGGGAGCCAACCAACUGACAGCUGUCCCAUCAAGGCCAUUAAGAAACCUGUCUGUGCUCCAGAGACUCCAGCUGCACGAAAAUAACAUUGCUGCUCUUCUACCGGAAGAAUUUGCUGCUAUGGAUGGAGAAUCCCUAGAUGUCCUGAAUUUAGCCAACAACAAAGUCCAGCAGCUUCCACCAAGGGCCUUCAUGUCUCUUCACGCUCUAAAUUCCCUAGAUCUGGAGAGUAAUUUGAUAACUUCUAUACAUUCCCAUGCAUUUCAAGGAAUUGAAGAUUCACUGGAGUGGUUGAAACUUGGCGAAAACAAACUAGAUGACAUACCGUCUCAGUCCUUGAAGAAUCUCAGAAGACUCAGACAGCUAGACUUACGAGGAAACAACAUCUCGAAAGUCCGAGAAGAUGAUUUCUUGCCAUAUGGGAAAAAUCUGAAGUUCAUCUACUUGCAAAACAACUGGCUAAUAUCUCUUGAGCCGACAUCACUACUUUCACUGGAUUCUCUUGAAUGGUUAUACCUACAGUCAAACCAAUUGACUACUGCUCCCUAUGAGACAUUUGCGCCAGUCUUAAACACACUUCAAGUUUUCGACAUACAUGACAAUCCCUUUCAUUGUGACUGCAGCAUAUCGUGGUUGAGAGAGUGGAUAAAAGGUAAAGGUGCAAGCAUCAUUAACAUGGCUCAAGACACAAAGUGUGUAACUCCUGAAGUCUUUGAGAGCAUGCCUCUUGCUGAGAUACCUAGCGAUCAACUAAUUUGCAUCUCAGGAGCUGUCACGCUGCAUAACUAUGCCACUAUUUUAUUUCUCAUCGUGACACUUCUAAUAUUUACAUCCGUUUCUUAAUCAAAGGCAGCGAACUGCAAAAGAAACUUCCUCGGAACAAAAACAGAACUCAUGCACACAUUUUUAAGUUCCACUGAUUUCACCUAAACUGCUAAUUUUGCUUCACUUACCUUAAUGUUGCUGUGAGAAAACACCAACGUUUAUCUGUUGAAUGGUAGUAUAAUGUUGGUUAUGAACACACGCCAUUCAUCCUGCUGUGUAUUGAGAAAAGCUUGACCAUCAUUGAAAAAAGCAAACUUAAUUAUGGUCUGCAAAAUUCGGAAAUUAUCCAAAAUGAAAUGCAAGACUCAUACGAAAGAAAAAGGUUGGAAUCAAAGCACAUUUCGUGUACAUAUUAAAUAGAGAUAUCUGCUCCUAAAACUAAUUAUAAUCCUUCAGCAAAAAAAAUUAUAUUUUCUAUUUCAGAUGCAUGAGAAAAUUAUUGCUGAUUUUUAUUUCAUAUGUUAUUUGUCUGAGACUAAUUAGAUCGAUUUAAUUUUAAAAAUCAUGUGAAAAAUUCUUUAGAUACAAGCAACAAUAAUUGAUUAUUAAAUUUUAGAAGGCAUCCUCAGUCAUUUGCCCAAAAUCAAAAGAGAAUUUUAUUAAUAAAAUGUUUGAUCCUUUUUAAAGCACUCUUUGUUAGAACCCCUUUUUCUGCUGUCAUAAAGGAUAUAUAAGAAACGUGGAUAUUUGCAUAACUUCAAUAGGUUGACAAUUGUAAAGUCAUCAUAUUAGCAAUGGAAAACACGUUACUGAUGAAGAUUCAGAUUGCUUCCAAGAAACUGUCUCCAUUUAGCAAUGACUAUGGGAAGACCUUUCGUUUCUCAAAGAAACGGUUCACUUUCAUUCUGCUUCUACAAAAUAUAAUGAAAUACUUAGAACAUACAGGCUAACUCUGAGUGAUAACAAGUAAAAUUACAUAUCUUCAUGAAAACAGCAUAAAGGAGACACUUACACGUAUUCAAAUGUUAAAUGAUUAUACGAGAGUUUACCAUCACAUUUUAUACAAACAUAUCUGUGGUAAAACAUUUAAUGUUUUUUACUCCUUAUCAAAGGAGAAAAUAUAUUUCCAAGUAUAUCAAAGCUUCUGAGAAAAAAUAAAUUAUAUACAAAUUAAGUGUAAAGGAAUAUCGACGACUGAAUAAAAGAAAAUUAAAUCAGUGUGGUUUUAAGAAGGGUAUUUUCAUAACGGACCUCCGAAACCUCAUAUCAGUGUUGUGAUUACAGGCUAUUAUAUAAUAUUGUAUGUUAAAGCAGCCAACCUUUCUGACAACUGUGUUAUAUAUUACUUUGUAAUUGUUGAAUUUGAAUAUGAAAAACUCUACUGGAAUUUCUUAUUAUCCGUGUUCAGAUUUAAUGUCGAUAUGUUUUCUGGCGAAACACAAUUUGUUCCUGUUGUUUCCUUAUCAUCGUCAAGGGAAAAAAGCAAAGGAAGAGGAAUGCAGCCAUUUUACUUCCUGUUGUUUUCAUAUUAUCCUCAAUGCAGAAAAGCGAAGUUAAUUAUUUUUUGUGGUCUGCACGCACAAAUUGUUACUAAAAUACGAAGCUUUCUAUUUUUUGUUCGAAAAUAUGUUUCAAAUUUGCUGCCAAUAACUCUUUUAAUUUUUUUUUAUAUUCGCAAUUUAAGUAAUUUCUCAGCAUUUUGUGAUAUAUUUGCGUACAUAAGUAAAGUUAUUCACAGAAGUAAGUAAUAUUGAUAAAAUAACUCUGAGAAACUUUAUUCUGUAACUACUUUAAUUAUUUCAUUCUGAUUUGCUACUUAGUGAAAUUAUAACAAUAUUUAUGCUGUAAAAUAUUAGAUUUGUAUUUAACAAUUAAAGCAAAGUAAUGAUUUAUACAAUUACAAUACGAAAUGAUUACAUCUUCACAUUGUUUGAAUAAACUAAGAAAAUAACACAGAAAACUGUUUAAGGGUGCAGGCUCUGAGAAGGAGAAUUAAAACCAUGGACCCCUCUUCUUACCAAAAUUGUUUGGAUAUUUUUAUUAGUUUGUUAUUCAUUGUUGUUAAAUACAUUGCAGAUAAUAACGUGCUGCUCAUAAGAUGGAUUUCUUCUGUUGCCGUCUUAUAACAAUAACGAGUCUAAAUUUUAUGAAUUCUAAUUAGAAGAUUGAUUGCUUUCAGUAUCUUAUGGAUGAAUAGGUAGCUCCAGUAUAUCUGGUAGGAUGAUAAACGAAUUAGAGCAACUGUAGUAUAUUUCAUUUUAUAAACAUUUUUAUGUUCGUUAUAUGCUGUUGAAAAAAUGUUAGGCUAUUUUUUUUUUUUCAUUUUAUUCUAUUAUUUCAUUUAUUUUCAUUUAAAGCGCACAUCACCACUCUAAACUGAUGCAUGGGAUAAGGAAAUUUUGCUAUCCAAGUAUUUUGCUGUACCAAAGUAUUUCAUUUCGCAACUAGUUUAUCACCACAGAUUACAGAAACAAAUAAAAAAACAACCAAAAGUUCUUUAAAAAAAAUAUAAAAUUAUUCUAUAUAAUUACUUCAAAGAUGAAUUUAAAAAUAUAUUUUAUUAAACAUAAUGAUGUUACAAGUAUGCAUAAAAUUGUUAGUCAGUAUUGGAAAUUAAAUGUAAUCGAAAUUAAACAAAAUAAGUAUAUAAGUAAAAAAUAAAAUAAAGAUUUAUACUAUGAAGAAUUAUUGCCUUCCCCGUGCGUGCUGGCACGUCGUAACUACUCACACUUCCGGCUAGCAACUGGAAAUCCGUAGUUCAACUCCCGGCAAGGCCAUUUCUGAAUUUUAACAUCUCAUGCUGCUAGUAUUCUAAUAGCUCUACAGUUUUACUAAGAAAUGAUUUUAUGGCUUUCUAAUAGCACAGUUUAUUAAGUAAUUACAGAUUUAUUAACAAUAAAAAAUAUUUAAUGAUAUUAUAUACUGUCUAAUGGAAACGUUUGGAGAACUAGCUGUUUGCGAGGCAGAACAGAAGAUUGAGUAUCUUUCAUUUACACAUUAACAACUUUUGGCAAACAGGAAUAUAAGUGUAGGUAGCUUAACAUAACGCAACAUGCUGUUCCAAAUAGGCAAACAUUUGCAAAUUGAUGUAUUCGUCCAUUAUGGUACACCACAUAGGACGACUGAAUUACAUCUGUGAGAAAAGUACAGCUCGAUCCCAAUUUUGAUGGAACAAACCGAGAGACGAAUCAGAGGACCUCCCAUUCCUCUUUCUUUUGCUAAAACUAUCGAUAAUAUUAAUUCGUAUCGUAAAAACACUAAACUAGAGAGAAGGUAAAUACCGUCCAAGACGUUUUAAAGACAAGAUAUGAUUUUAAAAAUGGCGCUGUAUAUUCUGCAACAGAAGUCAAAUCAAUUUCGUAUCGUAGACGUCACAAAAGAACUGCAUUAUUAGCGUAUGCAAACAACACUAAUAGCCCCGUUUACUAUUGCAGAGUUCCACAAAGACAACAGAAAAUAUCUGCUGAACUAAGCGAAAAUAAAGGCGAAUUAAACCUUAAAAUAAACGUAACUAGAAUGAAAUACUAAUCAAAAUUUAUAACUGAAGCAUUGUUUCUUUAAGAACCUUUUUUACAAAUAUAUUAUUAUUUUCGUAAUGAAGUUUUACUUUUAAAAAAUGAUGGUGUAUUUAAUUAUGGCAAAGCACACUA